GAAAGGGGAAACAGAGCCAGGGCGGUUCCACUGAGCUCGUGUUUCCUGCCCAUCCUCUGACACCACGGCAGGAGGUUCCUAAAGCCUGAGUCAAGCUCUGGCAGGAUGGGAACUGCCCGCCGGGGAGAAGCGGCUCUCCCGCCCCCGGGUUCCUGGGAUGGUUAUUUCAGCAACCCCGGACACGGGACUGCUCCAGGCAGCCUCAUGUCGAGCUCAGCUUCCAAAGCAGCAACAACUGCUGCAGCCCUGCUGGAUGCCCAAGAUUACGCUGCCAAUGCCAGCGACUACCCCUAUGAGUACUUGGACGAGGAGGACUACGUGCAGUAUAGCCUUUGCACCAAAGAAGAGGUCCUUUCCUUCAGCAGGGCGUUCUUGCCGGCAUUUUACACCGGGGUGUUCCUGGUCGGCUUGGCGGGGAACCUUCUGCUCUUUGUUGUCCUCAUUCUGCACGUCAGGAAGAAAAAGAAGAUGACUGAGGUGUAUCUGCUCAACCUGGUGGUUUCAGACUUCUUCUUGCUGCUAACCCUUCCUUUCUGGGCCCUGUACGUUUCCCAGCGAGUGACCUGGGAUAUGCUGUGCCCCGUCUUAAAUGCCAUGUACACCAUGAAUUUCUACAGCGGUGUCUUUCUUGUGAGCUGCAUGAGUCUGGACAUGUACCUGCAGAUCGCUGAUGCUUGCUCUCCUCGCAGCUCCACGACGCAGAGGAAAUCCAUCCUCGUCUUGGUGGUGGUGUGGGUCCUUUCCAUCCUCCUCUCCAUUCCGGAUGGCCUCUUCACCACCACGAAGCAUAUCAACAACAAAACCAUCGUGUGCACCCGUGAUUAUGGGCAGAAACACUUAUUUUGGAAAGUUGUCUUUCAGGUCAUCCAAAACGUCCUGGGCUUCCUUUUUCCCCUCCUGUUGAUGGUGUUCUGCUAUUCCCGCAUAGCGUGCGUCCUCACCACGUCGCGGAUGCCCGGCUCGAGGAGAGCCCUCUGCUUAGUCUUCGCUCUGGUGGCCGUCUUCUUCAUCCUGUGGUUCCCUUUCAACAUCGUCCUUAUCCUCCACUCCCUGCAAGACGUUGGCGCGAUCCGGAGCUGCGAGAGGAGCAGGCAGCUGGACUACGCCAUUCAGAUCACAGAGAGCUUGGCCUUUGUCCACUGCUGCCUCAACCCCUUGCUCUACGCUUUUGUGAAGAAGCGGUUCCGGCUGUAUUUGUGGAAGAUCCCGCAGGCCAUCUGCAGGAGAAGUGCUUUUGUUGACAUCCAGCCCUCCGAGACGAGCCCCUCUUGCAGCAGGUACACUGCCCAGAUAGAAAUGCUGAGUAUCACAAACGCAUGAUAAAUAUUUACACAAUUUACGUUAUUUUUAUGUCCUCCACGCUCUAUUUUACUGGUCCUGGCCAUGCGAUGGGUCGGCGUGAGCCCACGGGGCUGCGUAGCCAGAGGUGGCAGCCUAGCACCGGCAUCCAGCUGAGGAAUCUCUGCGUUGGGAUUGGAAAACUACGUGUGGGAUUUGUUUCUGCUGUCACUGAAAGUGAUAAAAUGAUUCAAAAUGAUUGCUGUAGGUUUGUGCUAGAGCAGAGGAAGCCCCUGUGAGAGGUUUGUGAGGGAUUAGUGGGGGAAGGAGCGGCUU
Messenger RNA from Oxyura jamaicensis (ruddy duck), 1614 nucleotides. RefSeq names its product atypical chemokine receptor 2 (gene ACKR2). Bases 106 to 1320 code for a protein of 404 amino acids. Gene Ontology annotation, molecular function: chemokine receptor activity. The transcript is spliced from 3 exons. NCBI's taxonomy places the organism in Eukaryota, Metazoa, Chordata, Aves, Anseriformes, Anatidae. Gene Ontology annotation, cellular component: membrane. The record is from RefSeq and is a predicted model, not a curated record. Gene Ontology annotation, biological process: chemotaxis; immune response; G protein-coupled receptor signaling pathway.